CAAAAAAAUAAGAAAUCAGGAAUGGGGCAAACACUUUUUCACACAACUGUAUAUACACAAUAUAUUUAUAUGAGAUAUAGCUUCUUAUCCGAUUAAUAAUUGAUAAAGUAAUAAUCAAGAGAAUAAUUAUCAAAGUAUUCCUUAGUUGCAGCCCAAAUGAAAUGUAAUGGCCAUUUUGUUCCUUUAAACAGACUCAUGAUGUGUAGAGAAUGUAAUUCAUUCUAUUGAGAACAGAGCUCAGCAGAGACUUUGUUUCUCCUUCCUAUUGGGUUGUUGGUUUGCUGGCAUCUAAGAGUAUGAUAAGAAAGACACCGAUGAGAUGAAAUCCAUGAAAAGUGGACACUGCGCCUACAAUAGUUUCUGUCUUUCAGCUUUCUACUGCAUUCAUUCCUCAUAUAGUGAUGAAUUUUGAGGCAUAGACGUCCCAAAAACAUGUGUUCAGUUUGUCUCUGCUCAGCUGGCUUUGGCCGAGGUGGUGACUUAACUGUUAUCCAAGGGCCCAUUUUGAAUCAGCAGAUUGCAUAAAGAACAGAUCACUGACUGCACAGAAGCACUGGGCAGAUGGAUAACCGUCCUCGAGAAAACUGGUAUCAAUCUUCUCAUUUAACUUUUGAAAAGAAUGCCAAUCAGUGUCUUUUUUAAAUGUUGAACUAUUUCUUUAAAAAAAGCCUUAUAAGUUUCCUCCAUUCACAUUUCAAUGAGAACCCUGGAUCACUGCUUUCAGUUGUUGAAGCCAUUGGUCAAGUAGUGAAGUAAACACCAACGUUUUCGUUUGAUGAUCAGACAUUUUGUUUGGACCCGCUCAACAUGAGUUCAUAGUUUAUGUAAUGUGACAAGUGAUGAAUGUGCAGCCAUUUCCUUCUCUAAAUUCUUUUACAAAUACUGCAUCUUUCACUGAGCCUUCUAUGAUUUAUUUAUUUAGAAGAACUUUCAGCCUAACAAACAUAAUAAACGUGUUUGAAACUAGACACAUAGUUGUGAAGUAAAGGCACAUUCAUUUAAUAAAUGCCUGUUGCCUUCUUGCUCUCUGUGCAUUUGCCUCUGGCUGGUAGUCAGACAUGUGCAGAUGUGACAAUGUUUACCCAUUUCCCAGGCAGACCAGAUGCCCGUGGCAGAAACAGGUCAGGCGUUUCUUGGAAACUGCUGUUGUUGCCUGCUUGAUAAACUUGUUUGUUGAUUUUACUCAGGAUGAGAUGUUUAAUGGGCUCUAAAGCCGUUCUACUUUAAUGUAAUACAUUUGUCACUGACACUCAUCGACCUAAACAUGGGUGUAGCUUUGAUAUAAACCAUCAAAAAAUGUUAACAUUGAAAACUAAAUUACCUUAAAGCUAUACAUUGUAAAUGUCAUUAGAAACAUCCAUCCAUCCAUUAUCCGUAAACGCUUAUCCCAUUCUGAGGCUGGAGUCGAUCCCAGCUGAAAUUGGGCACCCUGAACAGGUCACCAGACUAUAUCGCAGGGCCUACACGUAGAGACAUACAACCAUAUACACUCACAUUCACACUUAAGGGCAAUUUAGAGUCGUUAAUUAGUCACCACAUGUCUUUGGACUGUGGGAGGAAGCCGGAGAACCCGGAGAAAACCCACGCUAAGUAGAAACAUGACUCUUAUAUUAUUAACCCACAAAUGCUGUGUGCAGACUCUCCCUCUCAAUGAUUACUUUUGAAGCAAAGAGAGGCAACUGUAUUUAAUGUUGGAUGGAAAAUUUGAUAAAAUACAUACUAAGGGCCUGGUCAAGCAUCAGAGUACUUGAACAGUUUGCAAAAAGUGUCACCUGUACUCAGCCUAAAAGUUAUUUUGCUGUGAAGUAAAUUUACAGAUCAGUACCUUUUAUUUUUCUCACUACUUUUACAAAUAACCAGAUAAGAAGGAUAUCGUUAACAAAUGGGUUGCGUUAGCUAAUGUUUAGCAAAGUUAGCAUUAUCUUUUGUCGACCUACAGGUCGGGCGGGUUUGAAUUCAUAUUUGGGUAAGCUCACUGGAACAUGUUACAGGUUCUGGCAGGCGGGUGACAAAGUUAUUAAUAAUGUGUGUAAAUAAACUUUUCUUUUAACUCAAGGCUUUAAGGGUCCUGCUUAAAUGCGAGGCACAUAGAGCGGAAAAAUACGAGUCGCUCAGCAAGGCAAAAGCUGCAACCAAAAAAAUAAAACGUACUCAUUGAAAACAAUAACAAAAAGCCGCCCCAGGCUGCUACAAAGAGCUCUGUCUGAUCUGGGUCAUAGGAAUCAGUUUUAGAUGUUCCAGACUGUAUCCCAAUGGAUAACAUAACAAAUUAUUAUUUUGUUUUUCGAUUGCCUGUCCUGGGACUUGGAGAUUCAUUCUUGACCUUAACAAAAUCUUGACUCCAAGGUCAACUUAAUAUCCUUCUUUUUUUGUAACUUAAAGCACACAAUUAAAAUUCACCCCAUCUCCAACUGACUUUGAUGGGACAGUUUGCGUAAUACAGGGAUCAGACUGCACAAUAUCAGUCCGACAAUGUCUUCACCUCACUGACAUGGGCUGUUGGGAAUGAAAAUGAGUGUCAGGGAACAGGACAUUUUAUUCCUUGUAGUGUUUCAUAUUGGAAGACAACAUACGGAAACGUCUAAAGUAAACUAGGAAAAUGGGUACUUCCAGGACCACAGUGGAAUUUGUCCUAGACAGCCUGUGACAAUUAAUUCUGAAUGCCUUUAAUGCCAAAUAAACAGGAAAUGAAAAACAAAAAGAAUGAGACACUAUCUGUAAUGUCUUAUCUUAUUAAUGUGUUAUCUCUCCAGUGGCAUCCCACUUACAAGAGAGAAAGUGAAUUGUAUCCAAAUGGCACAAGCAGGCAGUUCAAUCUUAGACACUGUGAUGACUGCAUCCCUGUCAUUUCAUAAGAAAAGACACAUAUGUUGGGUUUUAGAAAUAUUCCUGUUAUUUCCUUUACACUGGAGCUGGUCCUUGGUGCUGUACUGUGGCAUUCGCUGCUUCUAAAUCAAAAGGAUGGGUCUAAGGAUUAUAGGGGAUUAAUAAGUAUAUUUUGGCUAAUCAAACCUAAACUGUAGUUUGUAGAAAUGGACACAGGAUGAUUUGGGGAAGGGGAAGCCUCUAAUCUUAACCGAGUUCAUUGUUAUUAUUUGGAAAAAGACAAUGGCUAUUCCCCCCCCCCUUUAUCUGCAGGGUUGUGGGUUGUGGUGUGACGUGCCGUGUAUUUCUGAGUGGCAAACAAUCACAACAGCAAAUAGGGUUUCUGAUCCAUCUGGCAGCAACACAGCAAUAGCUUGGUGAUGGAGCACUACAAGAGAUGAGUAAAGCACUUCUUGUCCAUGUAUAUUCAAUCUCCACUGAUUCAGUCAAGGUACAACAGAUCACAAAAAUAACUCGGUUGCUCUCGAUAAACCUUGAUGAAUUACCAAACAAUGCUCAGUGAAUAUAAUAGAUUGGUAUCUCUGUCCUUGCAGCGACCUUACUCUUGUCAGAGGCUAAAAUACAGAGUCCUGUUUCAUUUGUUUUACUGCUCCUUUAAGUGGUAGGAUAGAAGGAAAUUACACUUUGCCCUUGUUAAUGUUUUUGUCUUGUCGACCUAUAGAGAGCUCUCAGAUAGCACACAUCUGUGCAAAAACCCAGCAGUUCCCAAAGUCAGAGCCACCAAAAUAACAAAUUGAGCCUCCGCAGAUGGCUCACGAGCUCCGAGCAUGCACAAGGAUGUUUAUGCUCGAAGCGCAAACAAAAUAUACUGUGAACAACCAAAAGGACGACGAGAGUUACCUGCAAAACGGCAUAAACCAACUUCCACAAUGUGGAGGAAUUGUAAUAACUGUAAACCCAUAUCUUAUAUUCAUGGUCUACUUAAUUUCCUUUAUACAAGCCCUGUAAAGAAAGAAGUCAAGUAUUGAAUGCAUUAUAAUGAACUGAAGGUUGAAUAUCUUGGAAACAAUUUGAUUUGGCUGCAAAGCAUGUACUCAAAUGUAGCUUUUUAAGACCUCCUGUUGCUAAGACAUCUAAAAACAAAUUGGUCCUUUUGUAUAAUCCCUAGAUAUGUGACAAUCAAGCUUUGAUCACGAUCUCACCGCGCCUGCCAAGUUACACAAAUCACACACGACACGCAGGCCGUGAUCGCGUCAUUUUCUAGCACCAUUAACUAUGCCUCCCAUAUAUACAGUACAUACAUCACCAGGCAGCCUUGCUCAAUAUGAGUAGCUUUACCUUUCCUUUUUCCCACACCUCAUAUUUCUCACUCUCUUUCUCACUUCAAAAAGCUUGGAUACCCACACAGAGAGCUGCUACAGAUAGUGAUCUAAUCCGACCUGGUUAGAUAAUUAUGAUUUUUAUCAUGCCCAAACUCCUCAGUUAUAAGGAACUGGGUAGACCCAGGAAGACGUCUGCUGCAUAUCUAUACCCCUAUAAACUGGGCAGUAUAUAGACAUUGAACAUUUGACUCAUGGUUAUGUUGGUGACAAAGCAUUUACAUAAUGACAAAAAGAUGAAUAAUAAAACAUUUGUUGGGUGCCUACAAACCGUCAACUAUACAGUCUACAGUGUACAGAGCAUACAGAAAGAAGACUAUACAAAUGAGAGCGCAAAAAGAAGACUAGCAACAUUCUGUACACUGACCGCAACAUCUGGUACUCUGAACCACAUCUGCAAUUUAUUCAAAUGCAGCAAUUUUCUCCACUUCACCUGCUUGUUGGCAACAGCUUGCUCAUCUUCACCUUUACCCCCCUUCUCUCCGCCUCACACAGAAACGAUGAAUGUGUGAUUGCUUUAGUUUGACUCUUAAUAUGAGAAGCCAGGACCACAGAUCCAUUCCAAGAGCAAACAGGAGGCAGAAGGCAUAACGGCUGUGAUUCAUCACGUCGAUGCAGAUCUGGUGGCGUGUUGAGUCGAGGGGCAUCUCUGUGCAGAUUACUCUGACACAAGCAGAGAAUGGGAUUCAUUUUCCUGUUCAAGCAGGAAGGCCUGGCCAUCUUGCAGGGAAACAGUUGUCUCCUUCAGUUACAUUUUCAGACACAAAAGAGGUCGUGGUGGAGACGAUAAAUAGCUUUCAUCUGUGGGUGGAACAUAUAAAAGGUAUAGAAAGUACACUGGUAUGAAUUUGCCCUACAGUAUGAAUUUUGACUAUACGGUGCUCUGCCUCCUCGUUUUCCAGAUGAUUUGCUGGCACAAGCUGAUGAUGACGAAUUCUAUAUAGAAUUCGUCAUCAUCAGCUUGUCGAAAGCCAAUUCUGCUUUGUUUAGAAAUCAAGAAAUGGCUGAAACCGCUGCAAAUAACGAAGAGGAGGAGUUGGUAAAAAAUACAGGUGAAACCUCCAUUAUAUUUGUAUGGUUUGUGUUUAAAAAGUCAGACAACGAGCAGAAAACACUAGUCUGCAAUUUACGUUGGAUGACAGUGGUUGCAAGGGGUGGUAAUACACGUACUCUUUUCUAUCGCCUCAGCCCUGCCUCCAUCUAACAUCUUGUCUCGGUUUUCUUGUGAUCUUGUUAAGACAUCAUAUUUUUUGAUAUGGAAAAGGUAAAUUAACCAGAAUUUUGAAGAGUUUUGUUAGAGUACACCCUGGACAGGUCACCAGAAUAUCGUAUGGCCAACGCAUACAACCAUUCACGCUCACAUUCACACCUACGGGUGAUUUAGAGUCAUCAGUUAACCUAAGCUGCAUGUCUUUGGACUGUGGGAGGAAGCCGGAGAGAACCCACGCUGCUGCUGCAAAAAUCUAACAGACAAAAAUUCAAUUUGGUUCUGUUGAAUAAAAUAGAAUCGUGUUUGACCCAUUUGUGGUGUGGCUAUCAUACAACAUGUUGAAACAAUAUAAGGCUGUCCAGUGCCACUCCUAACCAUGAAGCAAAGAAUAUCUGUUUGUGUGUUCUUCGAAUAUCUUGAGGAUCGUUCAUCUGAUGUACUUGUUGUGCAUUCAAGUGAGUGCAGUUUCGAAUUUGGUGCUAAUUGUACACACAUGUUCCAUAUUUAAACAUAUAUCAUAUAAAGAGCCAAUAGCGCUCACUGAGUCGAACACGUUGUGUGCAGCGGGCCUUUACAGGCCGUAGCUCAUUGACUGCAGGAUGCUGGAUAUACUAUCGUUACAACCAAAAUCUACUUUACAUCCUGGAGUCAACGAGCCAUGAGUGCUUCUCAAGGAGCACUUUCGGGGGUAAAAUGGUUCAACGAAACAAACAAAAAAUCACAUUACAUGAUGUUCACUGAGGUUUUUAUUAUCUUAAUGUGCACAUCUGUUUUCCCUUAUUUCUUUUCUCCAGACAGAUCUUAGAUUUAUUGAUGACUCUAAAUCGCCCAUAGGUGUGAAAGUGAGCUUCUCUAUAUGUUGGCCCUGCGAUAGUCUGGCAAGGCUAAGUGGGUAAUGUAAUGGAUGGAUGAUAGAUGACCAAACAGGGCAGGUCCAACCAGACUGCCAUUUUAAGAUCAAUGUAUUAAUGUCUCUGAUUAUAACUGGCUGGACUCAAUUAUUUGUUUUAAAAUACUUAAUGUAGCACAACUAAGGUCUAUGUUACAGUAUGUGUUCGGUGGUACAGAACAUGUUGUAAUCACAGAUUCACUUCACAGUAGGCCUGUGAUGUUGGCUUUGCACUAACAGCCAUCAAACGGACACUCUUUGCCUCAAGAGAUUGUUAUAAUUGAUUAAAGUAAUAAUCUGUGUUUUCAUUUAUUCCUAACAGAAUUAAAGUUGCAUUGGACAAGAAAAUCUGGUCUGACAUAUGGAGACCACUGGGAAUCCUCCUAUACACAUAGAAGAAGACUGCGAAACUCAAGAGCAUAAUACAGCUUCAGAUCUGACUAACGCUGCGCUUAGUAUGAAGUAGAAACAGCAUAGCAAGCAUGAAGUACAACAUAAAUGACUGCAACUUGUGAACCCCUUACCAGCUAAUCGGAGAAAGCUGGAGUCACCAAAGAUGGCUGAGGUUGUUGCAGUGUUUAGUUCUUAAGAUUUAGGUGAGAACUAAUCUAAUCUUUCUUUUGCAUUAGUAAGCUUAUUUUGCUGUUGUGUAUGCUAGCAAUGUUGUUUCGUCCAAUCCCUAAUUUCUUGUCAGCUCAUACUUGGAUAGCAACUCUAAACACGAGUAGCGUAUGAUUUAAAGUUGUAUAUUUAAAAUUUGCUAAUCAGAUAUGAAUGUUAGGUUUAUGAGGAAGAUAUUCCACACCAAUCAAGAACUUUAAAUCUUACAGUCAUUUUAAAAUAUUUGAUUUCAGACAAAUUUCCAAUGAUCUUACAAACCACAUCUUUCCCGCUCUUCUUUGUCCUUCAACCCAGAAGCAGCUGAAAUCCGCAUGAAACACUCUCCGACAUUCAGUGGAUCCGGGAACACCACAACAAGCUUACAGAAAAAACAUUUUUAAACUGAACUACACGGGACUAGACUUAACUCCAGAAUCCUCCUUCUCGUUCAAACCCCAAAGCCUGAAAAACACUGGAUGCUUUCCAUUUGGCCAUGUCAGCAUGCAGCAUGUUAAGUAGCAGCAAAGGCCUGGGAAAUGAUUAACUGGAGUGCCAACAGCUAGUAUGUUGAAUCCAUGGCUGAAUAUCUAUCACAUGAUGAGCAAACAGUAGCAGGUGUUGUGGCACAAGCUGUGGUUCUGCUCCUCGUUAACGAUGAGUUGUACUGGAGAGUGCUGGAAAUGUUAAAUAGCAGGUCGGUAUUAGCUGCAGUAACAUGGAUUUGUAAGUUAACUUGACAUUUCAGUGGUGAAUACUUAUUAGACUGUUUUAACAUUAUAAAUGUUCCUUAUCAAUUUGAUCAUCUGUUCAUCCUAGUGAUGAACAAUGUAAAAGCUAUUACAGUAGACGUGUGGACAUUCAUAUGGUUCUUGUUAAUAUGCAAAUAUCAAUGCUGUUGGAUUAGAUCUGCUGAAAACCAGCUGGGUCAAUCUCACUUACGUUUUAUGUAUCAAAGCAACACAAACGCAGCUGGUUUGUUUUCUGAACAGAGAUUUUGUGAUUACAAUAUGUUUCAUGAACUGGAUGAAUUUGACUUAAGCACCAUGAGAUUUUGGCAGUUAAAGCAACUUUAACUUUAUGAUAAAUUAAAGUUUUGUAAAAAAUGUACUAAAAAUUAAAACUUAGUCAACUGAAUAUAUCGACUUCCCUCUCGGCAGAAAACUGUAGCCAAGUUUGGUAGCCAAGUAAGAUGAAUGAAAGUCUUUCUACUAAUGCACAAUCUUCACUGCAAUGUUUCCAGUGCCUCUGUAAUGGUUUGACAAUGCUGAACUCGUUUUAUACCAAUUAACUAAUAAGAUUGAUAUAGAAGCCUUUUCCUGUUGAUGUUACAGAUGUCAAGUGAAGAAAAAUAGCCACCACAUUUCAUGGUAUUUCUUGGGAGAUAAAUUGCCAAUGGAGUACAAAUUAAUUUCCCGAAAGGCUGAGAAGCCCCUAAUGUUCUAAUCUAUUGGUGUCAGUAAGCCUUAUAGUCUCACCCAGGGUCUUUUUACAGAAUAGGGAAAAAGAUGUUCGAAACAUUAUCAACACCACUGUCAAAAGUUAUUGUCUUCCAUGUGUUCCCCUUUGUUCCUCUGCGGCGUCUUGUGAAUGGAUGCUUAAGCUUUACUGGAGUCCAUUUGCUGUAAAUAAUACAGAUAGCACAUUACAUUGUUCAGUGAAUAGAGUGUUGACACUGAAAAUAUAAUGAAAGGUGAAAUUUGAUCUAUCGAAAACAUCACACAUGACUGAGACUAUGAGUUAGAUUGACAAGACACCAGCACAGCGCGCUCAAAGGAUGCUGCCUCAGUAAUUUACUCGGCAUUAUUUUGACUUCCUUUGUUGAUGGAUAUCGGCAGCUCCAAUGUUACAUAUCUUGUUUUUGUGUUCACUUGGACUUACCUUGGAUUUAGACCGACCCGCCCUGCUGUUCGCUCAUCUUCACAACUACUUCAUGAGGAUUGAAGAAGCUCAGAUAUACUAUAAGUUUGUGAAACAUAUAUUUCUUAUGAUAUUUUGUCCUGCCUACUCUACAUGUUAGAUUUCUACAUGUGCCAUGAUGCGAUCCCUUGAAAACUUUCCCAGAUAACUUGAAGGUUGACCACCUGUCAGGCUCUUCUCAGUGCAGCUGGUGAGCAAACACGAAGUGUAAAUGAAGUGCAGUGUCAUGGGAUGCUAACCGAAGCAGAUUGGACAUGUGUACACUCCUCAGCUUUAGUAACACAUUUUGGUGCUACUUUCCUCACUAUCCGGUGUUGAAACAUUCCACCUCCCAGCAGUGAGGAACAUAUGCAGUUUCUAAAUAAAGCUAAUUCCCCAAAGUGGUCUCAAUACUCACACUUUACAUGGAAAUGUGCGUCACUUUAUUUUCAUCGUGAAUUAGGAAAUGCUUGAUGGGCCGUCAAACUCAGCACCCUAAGUAGAGUAACACUGGUGUAGGACAAUUAAUUCAUUCUCUUUUUUUAUGUGGUUUAAUCUUUCUGCAAUAAAUAUAUGUAAAUGACAGUCUUUAAGUAUUGUGAUUGAAGGCUCCCUUUUCAAAAGGAUUUUAGUACCCACAUUUAAAAAGAACAGCAAUUGUUCGAAUAUUUCCUCUGUGUCUGACAACUUUAGGUAUUACAUGACGGGACAGGAGGAUAGACAACAACACCAAUCAAUUAUACUAUAAAUAUAUAUAUUUGAAAUCUUCAGAAAUGCCCACACAAAUAUUAAAAUAUGCCUGCUGUGCCACUGGAUCCAUGUUCCAAGAACAUUAUUGAUUAAGAGGUUUUGUCAGUGCAGGCCUUCCUUUCUUUGCUCACCAGGGGAUGUGUUUUUGUGGAGCCCCGUGCUGCUGGUCAGUUGAGUGGAACUAAAAAGGUAGUGGUGGGAAGAUGAUCUCCUAUCAGCAAUUCACAGAUGGAUAUCUAGAUUGAUCAUGAAAAACAGAGGAGCAAUACAACACCUUUUUAGAAAAGGUAGGCUGACACAGAUCACAGUCUUAUUGACAACAACAGAACUAUAGGCUGGUGGGCGGCUCUGAGGGUGGAGCGAAUCUUCCACUCGCAGGAAGAUCUUAGGUUGAUCAUGGCUCCUCCAGUCCUUGGGCAACAUACUCCUCAAGGCUGUACCAUCAGUGUGCGAAUGAGCAUUUAGAUUAGAUCCUGCUGGGCAGGUUGGGGCCUUGCAUAGCAGCCUCUUCCAUCGGUGUAUGUGUUCGUGAAUGGGUGAAUUUCUACAAGUAGUGAAGGCGCUCUGAGUGGUCGGAAGACAAGAAGGGUGCUGUAUGUCAUGACCUAGUGCAUUUGCCAUCUUGUAGCAUUUCAUUGUAUAGGACAAGACAAAAUGUUGUAUAUUUAGUGAUUGUAUUUGUUGAUAAUUAUAUAAUCAAUGAUAUGAUUUCUAUAUUAACAUUUUACAUUUUUUUCCCUUCAUAACUUUCUUUUUCACUUGGUUUAUUAUCUUCUGCAGUGUUUAAUUGUGGCUGCAGCACCAGGAGCAUGCAAAGUCACCGAGCCUUGACAGAGCCUCAGCAGACGUCCUGUUUGAAUAACAACAUACUGUUUGCUACUGAGGAGCUCCCAGUUGCCUAGGCGAUGCAGUAGAUCCUGACAGACACUUGGAUCUGAUGCUGCGUGAUGAAAGAUUUGACGAUUGAGUCUUUUUCUAGUUAACAGUCGGCAACUUUUUCUCCAUAUUCGAGAGGCUGAAAACAGCCUUUUCUGCGAUUUUAGCUUUCAAAUUACUUAAAUGAUUAAUUGAUUAUCGAAAUUUUCUGUCAAUCAACAUACCGAUUAGUCGACUAAUUGUGUUUCAGCUCUUCUCUUUUUAAAGUGAAAUGAGCCCAGAUUAAAAUGCAUAAAGUUAUCAGCCUGAAUGAGUAUAAAAAGCAUAAUAAUAAGCAUACUAAAAUGAUAGACACAACUAUCCAGCACUUCAUUGAGUUGUAUACUGAAAAAAUAUGUUCUAGAUUUGGGACUUGAUCGUUGGUCAACCGCACUGAUCACACCACUGAUCAUUUCAUCCAGGCGGCAAGACCCACAUGUAGGCUGUAACAUCAACGUUAGCUUGCUAACUGUUUGGUUACUGUGUGCUGAAUGCUGUUUCACCUGUUCGCUUCCUUCCAAAGUCGUGAUUAGCUUUUAGCUAUCCUUUUAGCUACGUUGGGGUUGGGGAGCUCUGCAUGCUUCACAGAGGGAGGUUGUCUUCUUCACCUCUUCAGCAACAAGCCAGCCUGUUUUCUGUUUUUCAAUUCUAGAGGCGGCAACUUUCUUUGCCACCUUAUUUGCUGGGGUUGGUGUUGCUGAUGGCGCAGGUUUAGGCUUUCUUCGGUAACAGUCUGAGCUUUUUUUUAAAUGAUGGAACAGUCAAUUGCAGCAGCAAUUCUUGACUUUGGACCAUGGUUCCUUUUUUCCAUGCACGAUGUCUGUAUUUUGUGUAUAUUAUCAUAAGUGACAUGAACUCUUCCCCUCAACAUAAAACCUUUCCACUUGCACUUUCGGUUUGGGCAUACGCUGUAGAUUAUUUGUCCACUUGUCCAUUUUGUCCUCUGGAUCUGAGUCUCGUGUUGCUUUACAAACUCACAUAUAAAAGGGCUGUUAGACUACCUAUGGAUUACUCAUGGUAGUAUCAUAGUAUAGUAUAGGACUGUCGCAAUACAAGCUGGCAGGCCACAACCGCUAUGCUUAUGUUUUUUCUUUUUUAAAUUAUUUUCAAUGAGGCGACAGCCCUAAUAGUAUAAUGUGACCAUGUCUGUUUGUUUGUUUGUCCUCGGAGGACACUCAACCUUCAUCAGGAAAUAUUGCAAGGCGAUUGAAAGGUUUUGUGUAGAUCACUGCUGUACUGACGGUUUUCCGACAUAUUCACUGUUUUUUGUUGGUAUUUUAUUAUCUUUAGCAUCAUUAUUUGCCGCUCAACACUGAACGUCGACAGCAAAAUAUGAUGAACGAGUCAUGACGUCAAUCUUAAGCAGCAACUAUCCUAAUUUAUGAUUGACAAAUCCUUUAUUUAAAUUUCUUUAGCACAAGAUGUAUGUCAGUUACCAAAAUGAGGCUUAAUUGGUGCUCCACAAAUAGCCAUUAAUGCAAAGAUGACAUAUUUGAACAUAAAAACAGACUGAUAUCAAUGGGGCGAUGUGAUCUGUAGUCAUGUAUUCAGCAGGAAUGUGCUGAGAGCCUACUGAGAGUCUCUACAGGAUAGGAUGCUGGCUUUGAUCCCAGCUCUCGACCUUUUCCAGAGGAAGUAGUCCAGAAUGAGCCUCUUCAUGUUCCUGGCCCUUCUUCUCCCUGGAGCUGGCUGGGGCUCAGUUAUUCCAUCUGGACUUGUUUAUCUUUGCUCUCUACGUCUCUCUUCACUCUGUAACCUGUGCUACCUAAAAUGCACCACUCCAAAUGUGUGGCUCACAGUAGUCCCCAACAAAGCACUAUUUACUUCAGUGUCAAUCUUUUUUUUAUUAGUGUAGCCUUUAAAAGAUUUAAAAAAAAUUAAACUAUAUAUUUGUUUUUAUCUUAUAUCUGUUUUUAAAGAUUUACAUCUUAAGUAGAGACACAUGGGCUUGUGGUUGAGAGCCACAGACAAGGCUGGGAAGCCGGAAAGUCAUUUGUUUUUUCAUACUGAUUUCAUCACAUUGGAUUACAGUAGAUAUCCUGAACCUCAUGACUGUAAUACGAUAAUUGUUGUCAUCCUCGGUUAAUGUUAAUGAAACCUCAUAUUGGGUGUUGCAUAUUGUUCGCUGUGCCUUCUGAAGAGCAAAAGAAAAUCCUGCCGGCGGGAGCUGGAGGACAUCUUUGUAGAGUAGCAACAGGCCAUCGUUUAUGAUUAAAUCUAUACAUUAAUACAGGUUGAUGUAUCGUUACACCCCUGAUUAGCACUGUAAGUGGACAUUGCUAUUCUAUGUAGUUAUGUAAGAAGUAUUUUGGUACACUGUACAUCUUCUAAUCUAAUUUUCAGCCAGGUUCCGUUAUGAGGAACAAGUGUAUGCGUGCACCACUGCAUGGUUGCUUGUACUUGUAUGAAAGAGAGGAGUUUGUGUGUGUGUGUGUGUGUGUGUGUGUGUGUGUGUGUGUGUGUGUGUGUGUGUGUGUGUGUGUGUGUGUGUAUUGACGUGCACUAUUUUAUAUAAUGUAGUGUUCCAACUUUAAGGGGCACCCUUUACUCAAAUUGAGUUUCUCAAAAUGUUUGCCCGAGUCCCUCCAUUUUACGAAAAUGCUCAAUAAUGUUCCGAUUUUUUAAAUGCCACCGGUAAUGAAAUUGCUUUUAAGAAAACAUUAUAAGGUAAUACUUUGGAUAAAUCUUCACAAUGAAAAGGCUGAAUUUGAUAUUGACAUUUAUUUACUAAAGCAAUUGCUCAAUGCUGAAAUCAAGUUAUUCUCCUGUACAAUUAAAAAAAUAAUGAUAAUAAUAAACUUUAUUUAUGUAGCACAAGAAAUGCAGCACAAAGUGCUUUAUAAUAAAAUAAAAUAAAAAAUAGAAUGAACAAUGAACAUAAUGCAAUUGUUUUCCUUGAUUGAGUGAAAAUAAGAGUUAUUUCCUCCUUCCCUUUUAAUUUGUCAGUUUGUCGUUCACCUUAAUGAACUAUCAUCAGUCAUCAGGCUGUCUACACACACAGUAUUAUACUGAGCUGCACUUGACUCUGUGGUGAUGCAUUAUCACACACAUUUUGAUGCCCGUUGCACGUGGACCUUGCAAACAGAAGAAUCACCUUGAUAACCACACCCAGCUCACUGCUGGCCACACCCCUCACUCACUCAUUUGAAAUGGUUUAAAGGGCCAGUGUGUAGGAUUUGGCAGCAUCUAGCAGUGAGGUUGCAGAUAGCGAUCAAGUGAAACUUCUCCAGUGUGCCAAGCAUGUAGAACUAUGGUGGCCGACGUGAAAACAUGAACGGCCCUAAAGCCAGUGUUGUAUUUGUCUGGGCUAAUGUAGAAAGAUAACAAAGAAACAUAUUAAGAGGUCCCGCUCCUGUAGAUAUAAACAGCUCAUUCUAAGGUAACGAAGACACAAUCCUUAUUUUCAGGUGAUUAUGCGCGAAAGAAAACCUGCUUAUUGAUAUUAUAUUCCAAUUCUGCCAAUACAUCCCCCUAAAUGCUACAUGCAUACUGGUCUUGUGACUUGUCGCAGGUAAUCUACAAGGAAAGAGGCAAUUAAUGUAAAGAAGGUGCAUUGUGCAGACUUAAUCUUCCACAUUUUUUGUCAUGUCUCUAUCUGUACCGUUUGGUGGAACACUUUUUGGGUAUGUCAUUUGGUAUUACAUCUAAUUAACCCCCAAAUUUUCUUUCUCCUGUGAAAGCGGAGGUCGCUGUCACCGCCUUCACUGCGUCACCACAAAGCAGCCGAAGAGUCAUUCAUUAGGGAAGCUUAACUGCUAAAAUCACACACACACACUUCAGAAGAAGAUCUCUUCUUUAUUAAAAACACAGCCUUGGGAGAGAAGCUAUUAGUAGGAGCAAUUGCUGGCUUAAGAAGAGAGACGUGUGGCGCUCAAAUUAAAUUGUAUUUUGUAGUUCAGUCUUUGGUUGAGCAUGUAUAGUAUGAUGCAGUUACACCUCCAGAUUCUGGAGUUUAUUGGAUAAAGCAGUAUGCUUUUCAGGAAACCAACGCAUGUUUGUCUGUGUGAGUGUGUGUCAGCUAAAACAGUACUGCUUUUGUGUGUUUUGAUCUGGUGGUGGUGGUGGGAGGAGGAAGGGAAUAUGACUCAGUUGAAUAAAUAGUUCAACAUAUCCUGGUAUUAGUCACAUUAAGAAAAGAUCCAGGAUUCAGCUCCUCGUCUUUUCUCCCCAUUGACUCAUAAUAGCAACAGUUUAAUUGACUUUGCCCACGCAGUCUACAGUUUUUUGUAUUUAGAAUGUUUUGAUCCUACUCGGCCAAACCUCUCAUUCAGUCACAUAAUGGUGGACUGUGUUGGCAGAUGAAGUGGACUGUUUCCAGAGUUAGAGUUUAAAAAAGCACUGGGGCCUCAUAUGCUCCAGUUGUGAUGUUGUAAGGUGACUUGGAAAGAUAUUUCGAUAAUGGUCUAAAGUUUAAUUUCUCCAAGUCAAACUCCCAUAGGAUGAUUUGACAUUUCAGUUUAUGUCAGUUGGUUCGUAUUAGUGUAUUUGUCUACAUCAGUGUGUGUGUUUGCUCUAUGUUUGCGUGUGGGCACCAUCUGCUGGUCGCAUUUGGCAUUUCAUACAACAGCUGUGUUUCUGUUGGUGAGCUCAUUGCAGUGACCCCUCCUGACCCCUCCCAAAUAAAUCUGUACUUUGGCAGUCGGCCCAUCGGGCUCAAGAGCCCUUAUAUUUCACUACUUUAGUGCCUCAUAAAAAUGGAUGCAGAAUGACAAAGAGACAUAAUGACAAGAUGAAUGCUAAAUGUUGGAUAAUUGUUUUCUGAUUUGCCAUGAAGAUGUUAAUGUUCUUUAGAUACUUUACAGACACAAUUAAAAGGCAGUAAUUGUGCACUUUUGCAGUAUAAUCCAAGUCUCGUUUGUCCAGUUGUAUGCUCAGUACUUCCCAAACGCAGGCUCAACCAUGAGACAGUGUUUUGAAUAAUAAGGUUUUAGUGAAGAUGCAUGUGAUUGAGAGUACGAAUGGAUAAACAAGACUUGGAUUGUACUGCAUGAGUUGUGUGAGAUUUUGUAUAGUUUUGCUGUUGUUAACCUAGACCCCAUUUACUUCAAUUCAUCAAGGAAUUAAUCGUUUUUUGCAUUCACCGUUCGCCAUGGAGCCAUUGUAGAAAAACUGACUUUUUUUCAAGAAUUCAAGGAAACGCGGUUAUUGAUACACAAAAAGUAUUCCUUUACGUAUUAAUCACAUUACUCAGCCCCCCCCCCCACCAUGGCACAACACUAGCAAUAACACUGAUUAAACCUAUACGUAGUUAACAAGUGAGUUAACAUCCGCUGUUCUUAACACUUCACAUGUUGCUGUGGUUGAACAGACAAAAGGAAAAGGAACUACCCACAGAAUCCCAGACUUAUUCAACGUAAGAUAUUGUAGUCACACUGGUUUGAUUGACAAAUUGUCUCUGAUAAUUGCAGUGCAGAGAUCGUACGUCUUAAUAACAAAGAGGUUAAAAAAAAAGUAAAGUAGUUUAAACACUUUGAAUAAUGGAUGAAGCAGUGAUUGAGAAUAAAAAUCCAGUGUAUGUUUCACAGUUCAAUUGUGUUUUUCUGAUGUGGGAGUUAUACAACUGAGACAGAAAUGUAUUGAUUUAACCAGCCCUGUUCUCAGAUCAUAAUUAGAGUCAAAAUAUACCAGUAUACGGAUCAUAUUUGCUUUUGUCUGCUGCCAUCUUGAGCAGAUUAGUGAUAAGCAUCAAGACAAAUACUCCUGUCACCCAUAUGCAGAUGAACCCUGACACACAGCCAACCACUGACAACCGUUCUCAUCUUUGAAUCCCUAAAAUUGAACAUUGUGUGAAGUUGUGUAAUGGAUGAAUUAAGUAUGAGAAGAGUAGUAAUGAACUGAACUGUUAUGUGUGUAAAGUAGGGGCAACUUGUAUUUACAGCAUACUACUUAUCAAGGGAAAUGUUUAGGUACAAGCAGAUUUAGGACUUUAGUUUGUGUAUCUUGGCUGAAUUCACACAGUUUUGUUUUGGGUAGAGGAGGUUUGGGCUGUCUGUGGGUCAAAGAUGAAAUUCUCUUUGACCUCUGUUUUUCCAUCUCCCCUCAGCCCAGUUGGGAAAGUAGUAUUCACUUAAGAUACGACUAAAUGUUUAAGUGACAUUUCUGGGGUUCCUGUUAUCUUUUAUCUCAAGAGGGCUCUGUUUUUAGACAGAGAGGGGCCGUACUGACCAACAGAAUGAAAACCUAUCCAAGCUCCAGCCUCUCAGCGCAACACAGGUCUGGCUUGUGUUUAAUGUUUGUGCACUGAUGAGGAAGGAAACAAAUGCAAACUUGUGUGUGUGCAUGAAGGGAGUGGUGGACACAGCUAGUUCACCCGAGGUACGAGCCAACAACGCUAUAAUUCAGGCCUGGCCAUAUUUAGGCAGGACUCAGUGUUAUGUAAACAGAGCUUACUGCUGAGGGGAGGGCUCACUCCUGCACUCGUGUCCAUGUCCAUCAACAGUGCUCUUACAUAGCUCUGUUGUGAAAGAUAAAGAAGAUUCUUAAGAUGCAUAGUAAAAGUGGAUUUGAAGAAUUUAGAGACUCCCACAGGUGUUGCUGAGUAUGUAGCGCAUCAUUGCAAGACGAGUUAUUACAUGAAUUCUCUUGAAGAAUACUGUUGUUUUGAGAUGGACAACCUGGACUACCUGACAGAACUGCGAGGGUGGCACAAGAGAUCAGCGUAAGAGACCAGGUUUCGUUAAAGCCUUAUACAGCAGUAUGAGUGAGGCCGUCUUGGAAAGCUCUGGGGAGACUGGUUCCUUCCCGCUCAGCAGCACUCAGCCCAUCAAGCUGAAACCACAGUCAACGUCUGGAUCACCCUGUGGAUCCCCAAGGAUGUCCCCCUGCAACUCUCCCCGAAACUCCCCCCGGCACUCUCCUUUGCUGUUCCGCAAGCACCUCAUGAACCGCAGCAUCGCCCUGCAGAGGCGCUUCACCUUGGCACACACACCCAGUUUUGAUGUGGAGAAUGGCCUCUCGGUGGGACGCAGUCCACUGGACUCUCAGGCUAGCCCGGGUUCUGGGCUGGUACUUCAGGCCAACUUUCCCCACAGUCAACGGCGCGAGUCCUUUCUCUACCGCUCCGACUCAGACUUCGACCUUUCACCCAAAACCAUGUCCCGCAACUCGUCUACUGCCAGCGACCUGUAUGGAGAAGACAUGAUAGUGACUCCAUUUGCACAGGUUCUUGCCAGUCUUCGAACAGUGAGGACUAACUUUGCUGUUCUGACACAUCUGCAAGAUCGUGUCACAAACAAGCGUCCGACAAGCAGCAACCAGCCAUCCAUGUGUAAGCCAUGUCUUACAGAGGAGCCCUAUCAGAAACUGGCGGUGGAGACACUAGAAGAGCUGGACUGGUGUCUGGACCAAUUGGAGACGCUGCAGACGAGACACUCAGUCGGCGAGAUGGCAUCUAAUAAGUUUAAGAGGAUGCUGAACCGUGAGCUGACGCAGCUAUCAGAGACAAGCCGCUCAGGGAAUCAGGUGUCAGAGUUCAUCGCCCACACCUUCCUAGAGAAACAACAUGACGUGGAGAUCCUGUCUCCAACUUCUAAGGAGAAGGAGAAGAAGAAGAGGCCAAUGUCACAGAUCAUUGGUGUGAAAAAGGUCACACAGGGUCCCAGCUUAGCACCCGCCUGCAUCCCCCGCUUUGGAGUCAGCACUCCACACGAGAGCCUGCUGUCCAAGGAGGUCGAGGACAUUGAUCGUUGGGGUCUGGAUAUAUUCAAGAUAGCAGAAUUUUCCGGAAACCGCCCUCUGACGGUGGUCAUGUACUCCAUCUUCCAGGAGCGAGACCUUCUGAAAACCUUUAAGAUCCCAAAUGACACCUUUAUCACCUUAUUGAUGACCUUGGAGGACCACUACCAUGCAGACGUAGCUUAUCACAACAACAUUCAUGCAGCUGAUGUGGUGCAGUCCAUCCACGUCCUCCUGUCAACCCCUGCUUUGGAGGCCGUGUUCACAGACCUGGAGGUCAUGGCUGUUCUGUUUGCUAGUGCCAUCCAUGAUGUUGACCACCCAGGAGUCACCAACCAGUUCCUGAUAAACACUAGUUCAGAGCUGGCGCUGAUGUACAACGAUGCCUCGGUGCUGGAGAAUCACCACCUCGCUGUGGGCUUCAAACUGCUGCAAGAAGAAAACUGUGACAUCUUCCAAAACCUCAGCAAGAAACAGAGAGACUCUCUCCGAAAGAUGGUGAUUGACAUGGUGCUUGCCACAGAUAUGUCCAAACACAUGAACUUCUUGGCGGACAUGAAGACAAUGGUGGAGACCAAGAAAGUCACAAGUCUAGGAGUCCUGCUGCUCGACAACUACUCUGACCGCAUCCAGGUUCUACAGAACAUGGUCCACUGUGCCGACCUGAGCAACCCAACCAAACCGCUGGAGCUUUACCGCCAGUGGACGGACCGCAUCAUGGAGGAGUUCUUCACCCAGGGAGACCGAGAGCGGGACAAAGACAUGGAGAUCAGUCCCAUGUGUGACAAACACAACGCCUCCAUAGAGAAGAACCAGGUGGGCUUUAUCGACUACGUUGUCCACCCUCUGUGGGAGACAUGGGCAGACUUGGUGCACCCUGACGCCCAGGACAUCCUGGACACACUGGAGGACAACAGGGAGUGGUAUCAGAGCAUGAUCCCCCGCAGCCCGUCGCCCACCAGCCCCGAGGAGCACCAUGUGGAGGUGAUGCCAGGAGGAGGAGCUGUGGGAUCAGGAGGGCCUGUCCCUUCAGGAGGAGGGGACAAGUUCCAGUUUGAACUCACUCUGGAGGAAGAAGAGGGUGAAGAGGAGGUGGAGUCUGACCUGGAGAGCCCCUUAGAGGGGGAGUCCCAGUCGGGUGGGGAGCAGCACUGGGACUCUUCCUCUCCGUCUUUGUCCCCAGACCCUCGCAGCAACAGCAGGUACCGCCCCCCUUCGCCUCACCCGUCUCGGACCCUGAAUCGGGCUGCCUUAUCGGUGCGGAGCCCCCACAGGACGCUGGCCUCCCCAGGUCGGGAUGGCGCCGACAGAGACAGAGAACUGAGCCAGGAGGGCGACGGGGUGGCGUGCCUACGUAUGGGGACGUAACAACCAGCACAACCUGCCCCGCCUGACAGACACGAGUGCUGAAUAAUUGACAGACGGAGGCAGGGCAGGCCUUUACUGUAAAAUCACUACAGUCCCUUUACACUGGAGACACCCGCUCUGGAGAACAGAGGGACGUUUCCCCUCUGUUUUAUUUUAUAUUUUAACAAGAAGAAUCCUUUCAGCCUCUCUUUGGGUGCCUGAUUGAACUUUGUGUCGCAUCCUGCUUUGUUGUAGCUUGAGUUUAGAGUGUCCCUGACAAGGACUGCUGCAAUUUAACUGGGAAGACGAGUGGAGCCAAGCCGAGAUACUCUAACAAGAACGAAAGGUAAAGGAAAUGUCUUCCUCCAAAAUAACUGUUUAUGACAUUCAGAUAAUGAGAAUGAGGAUCGCUGUGGUCUGACAGGGUCUUGAAAUUAUUUUGCACCGUAGUUUUGAUUUAGGACACGAAAUUACUGAGUCCGGCUGGAAUAAGUGAGUAUGAUUUCUUUAUUUGAGAAUAAUGUGACAGAUGAAUAAUUUUACCAAAUACAGGAUGCAGUUGAGAGACAAUUGAUGGACCUAAACCUCAGGGUAUGAAGAUUACAUGAAUCUAAUGUAGCACGGAUGUAGUGGGUAACCCUCACCUGACCUUUCACCCCAAACUGUCUUUCCUGUUUGAUUUACCUCCAAAGCAGAGACAACUGAGACUUUGUUAAACCUGCGUGUCUUUUCACUUAAUUAAGCCCUUUAAUAGAACAUUUGGCAACUUAAGCAAUUAAAUAUGAUGUAUUUAAACCAGCUUGUAGCACCACAGCGAUUAAACACUGAAGCAGACUGGGCCCCAGUCUCACAUGUUGAAAGUACAAAAGACACCACCUGUAUAAUUAGUUUAGGCUUCUUUUUUUCUUUUUUACCUGAGAUGAUUUCAAAUGGUGUCACUGUUUUGGGGUUUUGAACAGUUCUAUGUUGUACGUUUGCUGGUCUUGUCUGUGUUUAUGUGCUUAAAAAGCGUUGUUUAUCAGGGUGCCUCCGGUCCGCAGUAGCACUUUACCGUCUCUGCCCUUCAGCUCUUCUAUUCAGUCAGACAAAGGGCUUCGUCCACUGUCGGCCUACUGAUCAUACAGAACCCGUACAGGACGUCUGACUCGAGGUACCAGAAGGCAGAGCAGGAAAGUCACCGGUAAUAUUUUACUGCAAAGUUCUCUGAAAUGAUCCCUGUUCCUCCUGAUACAAAGUGCCCCAUCCAGCCAGGAUUUAAGCCUUUCUGAAUCUCUGAACCUCUACAUUAAUAUGAUGUGGGCAAAACAUGUGAGAACACACUAUUCAUUUAAGGAUAUCUCUGGUGUUAUUCUAUAUUUUUCUUGUUAAAAACAAAUUCCGUGAAAAGCUUUUAGUGCAUCACUCAAUACUUUCCGACUUUUAAAUCUUUUAAAACUUGUCACAAAUAUAUUCAUUAUUAUUUAUUUUAAUUUUAAAAAGGGAAUUGUAGUUUUUAAUCAAACGUGCCUCUUAACAGGAGUUAUCGACUACUUCAGCUGUGGAUUAAUACACAUUUGUUAAGUUAUGUAUUUACAGCAGCAGGAAAGUAUAGGCGGGAUUGAUCUAAAUCAAACUACAGUGGACGUAUUCAUAACGAAAGAAUGUCUCAGUGCAACAGUGGCUUUUUAAUAUUUAUUGUACAAUGGCGGUGUAUGACAGAGGAAUUAGCUGCUUCACAGAAAUACUUUGAUCAGUUCACUGUGGGUUUUCAUGUCUUUUCAUGGGCUUUGUUUAACAGUAAGAAAAAUAUGGAAUAUCACCAGUUAUCCUUUCAUUGGGACAUGACGUUAUAUCCUCAUGUUGACAAGAAAAGCUCUUCCUCGCUCAAACCUCAAAUGAAUCCGAGCCCGAUUGUUCCUUUUCUACAACUACUAGAACAGUUUUAAUCAACAUAUUACACAAAACUUUAACUUCAGCCACAAGUGAAAGACCCGUUUGUUAUUUGAAAUGAUCUUAUAAUUCCAAGUAAGUCACCAUGGUGUUUCUUUCCUGCCCUGCCGAUAGGAUCUGUUGUAGAGAUCAGAAGUUGCUGAAUCAGAUCAAACUAACCAGAUUGUAUUCCAUCAGGUUUUAUCUGACAGUGCUCGACUGGGAUUACUGUGUACCACAAGUGUUGAAAACACACAAACACCUGCCAGCCUACGAUGCUGUACAUUUUUACACGAGAUUUUAACCUGAUGAUUGUAUCAAAGUCAAUGACUUGAUAGCGUUAGUUUUUACAAAUGAUGUGUUUCCAGUGUUUAAAGCAGACAGUUUAUUAGUUUUUGUGCAGCUCACAUUUGUUCAGCCCUUUCCUAAUCAGACAGCUGAUAAUUGAGAAUGUGUGUAGCUUCAGGAGUCCACGUUCAGUCUAGAGCAGUGUUUGUCGCCGUCACUGAGGUAGAAAGACCAGGAAGUAAACAAGCACUACACAAAGAUAUGACGCACUUCCUGGUCAGGCAAUCGUAGAAAAUACCAGUCUCAGUAUUUCAUUAACUCAGCUAGUAAGCUUUACUGAUCAGCCUUACAUGUGAUAGAAGUGGUUGGAGCUUAAUGUAAGAGGACCAUUAUGCUGUUUUUAACAUGCCAAGCCUCACGGCAUCGCUUGAUCUCAAAAGCAAGAAAACUGCUCAUUUCUAGGCUUUAAAAAAAAACAUGAAUCUCAAAGAUUGAGAAUAUAUAAACAUACAUUUCUCAUGACGGCAGCAAUAUUCUGCGUCUGUCCAUAUACACAUUCUUAGUGUGUUUCCCUUUAAAACAAGCUACAUGUAAGAAAUGAAUGUCAAGUUUCUGUGUUUUCCUGAUUACUCACUUUAUUUAGCGUACAGUGUUAAAAUCCCUCAAAACUCCACAAUGAAAAUACCAUGUAAACCUCAGCAGAAAUUAGUGUGGAUCAAAUGUUCUGGUUAUUCAGACUUCGCAUACAGCGCCAUCAUAGGUCAAAGUUUAUACUUGCACACAAGAAAUGUCAAAAUCUAGUGGGCAGAUUGCCAUGAGAACGGAUGACAGCUUUAUAUUUUCUGAUGCUCGGCGGCCUUUUUCUUUAGCAUCAUCCCGACAAACCUGUUUUACAUUAAAUACAUGUGUAAUCAUGAAGAUUGCAUCCUAGCUUGGAUUUAAACUAUUGGUAUCUUUCUGAAAAGUAUUUUUUUAGUACUCCGACAUUGUAAUUUUAAAGAGUUGAGGUUGGACUUUUACAAAAAGUUGCUCUGUAGUUCUGUAAUCAUCCAUUAAACUUCCUUUCCAAGCUUUAGAUCUCAUUAUCGAAGGUCUCUAAAUAUUUAAGUGUGCAAUAUAAACUUUUAGUCCACAAAUAGUUAAAACUUUGACUGCAAUGGAUAAAGAAGCUCAGACAGACUUUGGCACUGGUUAAUAUUUUUUUAAAUGUCAAUUAUUUCUCCUCUUAUACAACUUCUGAUUCUAAAUAUUUAUUUUUAGGAAAUAAGAUACAUUUAUAUUUAAAUACCAUUUUGUCUGUUAGCACUCCUGUAGCACAGGAAGUGUCUAACAUGUCUUGUUAGCCCAGGCCAUACUUUCAUUGUAAAAUUCUUCCAUUUUGAAGCAAGAAAACGUGUCCCAUUUUUUGGACGAACCAUCAUCAUGGCAUCUUCAUCAUGUGAAUUUGAAACAAUUGAUUUCAGUCAGCUGAAUGUAGUUUGUAGCUCGGUGAUGAAAGGAGUUGCGGCAUGUUAAAAACACAGCAGUGUGGGUCUUUACAGGAAGACAUUCGUGCCAGACAGUGUUAAAUGUAGUGACGAGCAGGAGAGUCCCUGCUCUCCCUCUGUUGGUGUGUCACACCGAUACUGCCACCAUUAAUGUUCAUGCCAUCUGUUUUCUCAGCCUGUGUCGUGCAAAGUUCUAUAAAGAUAUUUAUUCUUCAAAUGUGUCGGUCAAGACAAAGUACUGUAACAUAGGAUAUUUGAUUUUAUGUUCUUGAGCCUAAAAAUCAAGUAUACUUUAAAAGUAUACAUAUGCCACUCCAAUGUUUUUGUCAAAGAAAAUAACUUUUAUUUUCUCAUUCUAAGCCAAAAGACUUUUGAGAGUUCAGGGUGAUUUAAGUGGAAAAUGACAAUAAAUAAUAUGGAAAUUUG
This is a messenger RNA of Anarrhichthys ocellatus (wolf-eel), 23595 nucleotides long. Its product is annotated as cAMP-specific 3',5'-cyclic phosphodiesterase 4D. Gene Ontology annotation, biological process: signal transduction. The record is from RefSeq and is a predicted model, not a curated record. Bases 17162 to 19507 code for a protein of 781 amino acids. Gene Ontology annotation, molecular function: 3',5'-cyclic-nucleotide phosphodiesterase activity. The transcript is spliced from 15 exons. Lineage: Eukaryota; Metazoa; Chordata; Actinopteri; Perciformes; Anarhichadidae.